UCAUAGUUCAUAGAUGCCCGACCUUUCCAACACUCAAAAGGCGACAGUUCGACACUGUCGUUCUUGAAUCCAAUAUUUCCGCCGACCUUCCUCCAUCAACGCCCUCUUUUUGCCUUCAACAGCCUCGGGCGAGAAUGCAAGGAAUUGAACCUAAUGAUUUGGCCCGUUUUCAAUCCAUCAUGCAAACAAUUGAACAUGCUUGCAGUUUGAUUCAGAUGCAUGCAAAUCCUGUUGAUUCGGAGACUAGUAUUUUGUCACUCAGUCAGUCGCCUCAGCCAUAUCAGGCGUGCAAAUAUAUUCUUGAGAAUUCUCGAAUGGCAAAUGCAAAGUUUCAGGCUGCUGCUGCUAUUCGAGACGCAUCACUUAGAGAAUGGGGAAUCCUCACAUCUGUGGACAAGAGAAGCUUGAUCAGUUAUUGUUUGUGCUUUGUCAUGCAACAUGCGAGUUCACCAGAGGGUUAUGUUCAGGCAAAGGUUUCUUCUGUAGCUGCUCAAUUACUAAAAAGAGGCUGGUUAGAGUUUCAGGCUUCUGAGAAAGAGGAACUUCUUUUUCAGAUAAAGCAGGCAGUUACCGGUUGUCAUGGUGUAGAUGUGCAGUUCAUUGGUAUAAAUUUCCUUGAAUCUCUGGUAUCUGAAUUUUCCCCAUCCACAUCAACUGCCAUGGGUCUUCCCAGAGAGUUCCAUGAGCAAUGCAGGAUGACAUUGGAGCUAGAUCACCUGAAGACUUUCUACAGUUGGGCACGUGAUGCUGCUGUAGGUGUUACGAGCAGAAUAGUUGAAUCUGAUUCGGAGAUUCCUGAAGCUAAAGUUUGCACGUUUGCCAUGCAUCUUAUGCUUCAAAUUUUGAAUUGGGAUUUCCAGUACAGCUCGGGUGACAGGGCUAAAGCAAAUGUUGAUAUCUUUGCUGCAAAUGCUGGAAAUGAUACUGCCUAUUCUAGAAGGUCGGAAUGUGUACCAGUGCAGCCUGGUCCUUCAUGGCAGCAGUUAUUACUUUCAAGUGGACAUGUGUGCUGGCUGUUGAAUCUUUAUCGAGCUUUGAGGCAUAAGUUCUCUCUCAAAGGUUACUGGAUUGAUUGUCCAAUUGCAGUUGCUGCUCGGAAACUCAUUGUGCAGUUCUGUUCCUUAACUGGAAAUAUAUUUCCAAUGGAUAAUAUACAAACGCGAGAACACUACUAUGUACAGUUACUAUCUGGUAUCAUACAUUGGGUUCAUCCCCCAGAUGUAGUAUCAGGGGAAAUCAAAUGUGGGAAGAGUGGAAGUGAGUUGCUUGACGGUUGCCGGGCGUUAUUGGCUAUAGCAACUGUAACUUCCCCAUAUGCAUUUGAUCAACUUUUGAAAUCCAUAUGCCCAUUUGGAACAAUAACCCUGUUAUCUAGCUUGAUGAGUGAAGUGGUCAAGGAUCUUAUUGUGACGGAGACUGAUGAGGAGACAUGGAGCACGGAAGCACGUGAUAUCUUGUUAGAUACAUGGACAGCUCUUCUUGCGCCUUCAGAGAGUAGUAGUGGGAUUCCAUCACUCCCUGUAGAAGGAAUGAGUGCGGUAGCCUCUCUAUUUGCAUUGAUUGUGGAGUCUGAAUUAAAGACUGCUGCUGCAACAGCAUUCAAUGACGAUGACUGCAACGACUAUCUUCAAGAUUCUAUUUUUCACAUGGAUGAAAGGCUAAGUUCUUAUGGUCUUAUUGCGAGGGCCUCAAUUGAGUUCUCAAUUCCUUUUCUUACAAAAGUAUUCUUGGAACGCUUUGCUCAACUUCACCAAAUCAGAGGCAAUUCAGAUCCAACUACAAUAUUAGAAGAAAUUCAUGCACUUUUACUAAUAACUGGACAUGUUCUUGCUGAUGAGGGAGAAGGGGAGUUGCCUUUGGUUCCAGACGCUAUACAAAUGCACUUUUCGGAUUACAGAGAAGGUGACAAACAUCCAGUAGUUAUACUUUCCAGUUCCAUCUUACAUUUUGCUGAGCAGAGUGUGGAUCCGGAAAUCAGAGCAUCCACUUUUAGUCCUCGUCUUAUGGAGGCAAUCAUAUGGUUUCUUGCUCGAUGGUCUCGCACAUAUUUGAUGCCACUUGAUAGUACUGUUCCAGAGCAGCAGUUUCCUUCCAAAAAGAUAGUACUUGACUAUUUCGGAGAACUUAGUAAAGGAAAAUAUGUCCUUGAUCUCAUUGUUCGAAUAUCAAUGAUUACAUUGAUUUCAUAUCCUGGAGAGAAAUAUUUGCAGGAGCUUACUUGUCGUCAUCUAUUCCGUGGACUAGUUGGACGGCAGGAGAUCAGUGCCCAUCUUGUUUCUUUGGAUUCCUGGAGUGAGUUAGCAAAAUCUUUUGCUAAUGACAGAACUCUGUUCUCACUGAGUGCUCCACACCAACGGUCUCUUGCGCGAACCCUUGUGCUUUCGGCUUCUGGAUUGAGAAGUUCUGGUACAUCAAAUCAGUAUGUUAGGGAUCUCUUAAAUCAUAUGUCUGCUUAUCUUCUGGAUUUAUCAGGCAAACAAAACCUCAAGAAUGUCUCUCAGCAUCCAGAGAUUAUCAUGGUGGUGAGUUGCUUGUUGGAGCGAUUACGAGGAGCUGCUAGUGCUUCUGAACCUCGGACACAAAAGGCAAUUUAUGAGAUGGGAAUUUCUGUGAUGAAUCCUAUAAUAACCUUUCUUGAAGUUUACAAGAAUGAGCCUGCAGUUGUCUAUUUGCUGCUGAAAUUUGUUGUCCAUUGGGUAAAUGGACAAAUUAGUUACCUGGAGGCUCAUGAAACUGCAAAUCUUAUCAACUUCUCGAUGCGUCUCCUUCAGAUGUACUCUUCCCAUAACAUUGGCAAGAUUUCUAUAAGUCGUUCCAGCACGUUAACCAAUGAAGCAAAGACUGAGAAAUACAAGGAUCUCCGUGCUUUGAUUCAACUUCUUGCAAGCCUCUGCAUGAAAGAUAUGAUUGACUUUUCUGUUAGCUCUAACGAGUCAGAGGGUUUAAGUAUUUCUCAGGUUGUUUAUGUUGGUCUCCACAUUAUUACACCUUUGAUAUCCGUUGACCUUUUAAAAUACCCUAAACUUUGUGAUGACUACUUCUCUUUGAUAUCACACAUGUUGGAGGUUUACCCAGAGAUGGUUGGCCAACUAAAUGAAGAAGCUUUCACCCAUAUAAUUGGAACCUUGGACUUUGGCUUACGUCAUCAAGAUUCAGAAGUUGUUGACAAGUGUUUGAUAUCUCUGAAGGCUCUCGCUUCAUAUCAUUUUAAGGAAACUACCACCGGCAAUGUGGGUUUAGGCUCUCAUGCUAGUUGUGUCAAGGGUCCAGGGGGUAGUUUUCAAGAAGGAAUUUUGAGUCGCUUUCUUCCUUCCUUGCUGCAUUUACUUUUGUUUGAUGAUUACAGCACUGACUUGGUGAGCGCAGCAGCAGAUGCUCUCCUUCCAUUAAUUCUUUGUGAGCAAGGUCUAUAUCAGCGGUUGUGUAAUGAAUUGAUAGAGAAACAAGCAAAUCCAACAUUUAAAACAAGGCUUGCAAAUGCAUUACACUCUCUUACAAAUUCAAAUCAGCUUUCUUCGACAUUGGAUCGAAUUAAUUGCAGAAGGUUCAGGAAGAAUCUUCUAAAUUUCCUGAUAGAAGUUCGUGGCUUUUUGCGAGUGGUUUGACGCAAUCUUCCCAGUUUACGAAAGGGCCUUUUUUGGCUUUCGAAGCAUUUUUAUGGUGGAAGAACAGACCUUUUUCAUCAGUAGCGACUUUUAUAGUUUAUUGAUGAUUCUCGAGGAUUUGAUAAGUAUUGCGAAUAGUGUUUCGGUAGAAGAAUCACUUUUAUAUAUUGGAUUUGUCAAUGCCAUUUGAUUUGUUUUUUGUAGGGGUGAAGUAAGAGUAGUCCAUUUCUAUGUAAACGAUUCAAAUGCAGGCAUAUUCUCUCCUAAUAUAGAGAAUUAUAUGUUGGAUCAAUGAUCAUGAUGUGAAGAACCACGUUAUUGUAGAAACCAGUAUAUCUUGACUUUUCUUCCA
This is a messenger RNA of Amaranthus tricolor (Joseph's coat), 3957 nucleotides long. RefSeq lists its product as uncharacterized. The record is from RefSeq and is a predicted model, not a curated record. Gene Ontology annotation, cellular component: nuclear pore; cytoplasm. Gene Ontology annotation, biological process: protein export from nucleus. NCBI's taxonomy places the organism in Eukaryota, Viridiplantae, Streptophyta, Magnoliopsida, Caryophyllales, Amaranthaceae. Gene Ontology annotation, molecular function: nuclear export signal receptor activity. The coding region runs from base 135 to 3605 and encodes 1156 amino acids. The transcript has 33 exons.